Molecule: messenger RNA, 1519 nt
Organism: Nymphaea colorata (pocket water lily)
Lineage: Eukaryota; Viridiplantae; Streptophyta; Magnoliopsida; Nymphaeales; Nymphaeaceae
Product: NEP1-interacting protein 2-like
Exons: 5
Coding region: 307-942 (211 amino acids)
Source: RefSeq, a predicted model, not a curated record
AUAAAUGCAACAUUCUUCCGUCUUCAAAGGCCAACGGCCAGCCCAGAUUCUUCUUUCUGCCUUCAACUUCUCCCCUCUCUGUUCUUCCAUGGCUAUCUUUGCCUUCCAUUUUUGUUUCCCAACCCUCCCCUGAACGAUUUACUGCGUGCCCGAUUGUUCUAGUUUCAGCAGCUUUCUUCUCCAUCGCUCUGCAAUUUCUGCUGAUACGCUGGUACAUAGGUAAGACGGAAUCCAAUCUGAACCGGACCAACCAGGCAAGGAGUGGCGAGUAGAACUGGUAUUGCGUUCUUUAUUAUACUAGAGAAGAUGAUUCUGCUGAUAAAUGGCUCUUCCGGGUUGAGAAUGUGCCUUGUGGUGUCCAGAAUUCUCAAGGGAACUGCCUUUGCAGCACUCACUUGCGUCUUUGCUGCGGUCGGUGCUCUUGUGGGUUGUGCUGCCGGAGCUUUAAUUGGCCAAACAAAAGAAAUUGGAUGCGCUCGUGGUGCUAGAAUUGGAGCUUUCAGUGGCGCUGUGCUAUCAAUUGAAAUGCUUGAAUCAACAGCUGUUGGUGGACAGUGGUCCUUGAUGGACAUCUUCGUGAGCUUGGUCAAUGGGAAGAUUUUCCAGGAAUGGGUUGGUGAAGCGAUGCUGGCUGCAAAUCAACCACAGGGUAGCAUGGUCCGCCCGAUAUUGGACGAACACCUAAGCAUAUUUGACAUAGGCAACACAAGAGGGAUGCUGCCGGACUCUGUUAAGAAGCUGCCAACGUUUGUCUUCAGUUACCAAGAGAAGAAAAAGAUUUCAGGAGAUGAGGUCCCUUGUGCUAUCUGUCUACAGGAAUUUGGUGAAGGUGACACUGUCAGGAGAUUGCCCAAGUGCAGGCAUCACUUUCACAUGGCCUGCAUAGAUAGGUGGCUGACAAUAGAUGCUUCUUGCCCAACUUGCAGACAACAUGUUGGCUAAGUUCUUCCUACUUCCAGAUCUAGAGAAAGGUGAACCAGCUCCUUCCAUUCAGGUGCAUCGACAGUGUUGAUCCCAUAUGUUUCUGCAGCCUUUGUUUGGAGAGGGUAGAUCAGUUGCAUCACAACCUUUGUGUAGUGUUGUAGAUGUCAAAUUUUCCUUCCUUUCUUGUCAGUAAAAGAAAAAAAAAAUUUUCCACGGAUGCCCAAAGGAAAGUUGAUCACUUUAAUGGAUUAUGACAGUCGUGUGUGAAAAGAAAACUACUAUUGGAAAGGGUUUUUUUGUGUCCAUGGUGAAUUUUACUGGAAAGGGUGUCCGAGAUCAGCAUGAAACUUCUUUUCCUUACUGCAUCAUCUGCUGCAGAGCUCUCAUGAUCAAAUGGGAACACAAAGAGAGUAUUUUCUAUGGAAAAGAACAGAUUUAUUGACAAGUUUGCAGCAACAGCUGAUGUUUAAUGGUUUAGUACUUUCUACUGCCCCAUUGUAAAGUCAGGUUGGAGAAUGUUGCUUUCUGGUGCAAUACCUGUAAAUAUAUACUGUUUUACUUCAUUCCCAAGCUUCUUUCCCCUUGCUGCUCAUAA